This is a messenger RNA of Ilyonectria robusta, 484 nucleotides long. RefSeq lists its product as uncharacterized. The coding region runs from base 80 to 388 and encodes 102 amino acids. The record is from RefSeq and is a predicted model, not a curated record. Lineage: Eukaryota; Fungi; Ascomycota; Sordariomycetes; Hypocreales; Nectriaceae. The transcript has a single exon.
CUUCUCCUCUCGCUCUCGCUCGACCCCUUUCCUUCCCUCUCGUUCUCGCCGCGUCUUUUGCCUCCUGGGCCCGCAUCAGAUGGCACAUGUCAGUGGUGGAGCAGGGGCACGGGCAAUGGCGUCCCUUCUGCUAUGCCCGUCGCCUGGUGUCCUUUCUCCUCCUCCCCUCCCUCGAGCCACCUCCCGGGGCGUGCAUGUCUCAGAUGCGGCCUGGCCCUGGACCGACGCACACGCCCAGGACGUGCUAUGUACGAAGGGACACCCUGGGUGCGCGCCUCAGCCUAGCCCUGGGCAAUCCAUGUCAACCCUCCUCUCACCUCCCAACAGGCGCCCCGAACGGAAAAGUCCAGCUGGGGGAGAGGCAGAAGCUCGGAUUUUGUUCCAGUGACCCUUGAUCCCUUCCGCCUGCAAGAAUAAACUUUGACCUUUUGCCGCUUGCAGUAUGACUAGCCGAUAUCCGGCGCGCAUGUUGCCUUGAGGGACC